Messenger RNA from Anolis carolinensis (green anole), 1965 nucleotides. RefSeq names its product transmembrane protein 39B (gene tmem39b). Bases 216 to 1682 code for a protein of 488 amino acids. The transcript is spliced from 9 exons. The record is from RefSeq and is a predicted model, not a curated record. Gene Ontology annotation, cellular component: membrane. Lineage: Eukaryota; Metazoa; Chordata; Lepidosauria; Squamata; Anolidae.
UGUGCUCCCAGCCGCGCCUGCGCAGUGGCGCACACUUCGCCAGUGCUGCGGAACCGUUUUGCCCUCGCCGGGCUGCCGUCGCCGCCUUCACUCCUUGCUGCCCGCCAUCUUGCUCCCUUCGGCUUUCUGAUCCCGGACUGAGAAGAAAUGGUCCUUAGAACCAAAGGCGUCAUCUGAGGAGAGCUGCCAGGGAGCCCUUUCGCCUUGUGGUGGUUAUGGCAGGGGGAAGGCGAGGGCCUAACCGGACGUCCUAUUGCCGCAACCCUCUCUGCGAAAGUGGAGCCACUGGAGGGGCCAGCCAUUCCACCAGUUCCUCGGUCACCAGUGUGCGCUCAAGGACCCGGAGUGGUUCGGGGACAGGCUUGUCCAGCCCUCCCCUGGCGGCCCAGACGGUGGUCCCCCUCCGGCACUGCAAGAUCCCAGAGCUGCCCACCGAGAGGAGCAUCCUGUUCGAGCUCCAGCUCUUCUUCUGCCACCUCAUUGCUCUCUUCGUCCACUACAUCAACAUCUACAAGACAGUGUGGUGGUAUCCACCUUCUCACCCACCUUCUCAUACUUCCUUGAACUUUCAUCUCAUCGACUUCAAUGUCCUUGCUGUGACGACCAUUGUUCUCGCGAGGAGAUUGAUCGGGGCCAUCCUAAAGGAGGCUUCUCACACUGGCAAGGUCUCUCUGCCACGAUCCAUUUUCCUUGUGAUCACUUGCUUUGCGGUCCUUACUGGGGCGGGUUGGAUCUUCAGAUCGAUAGUCCACCUGUUCAGGACGUAUUCUUCCCUCAACCUCUUGUUCCUAUGUUACCCGUUUGGCAUGUACGUCCCCUUCCUGCAGCUGAACUGCGACUUCCGCAAGAUGGGCCUCUUCUCCCAAGUGGCCAGCAUCGGGCCACGGGAGACAGGCGAAGUCAGCCCUAGGGGCAAGGACUAUCUAGCGGCCCUCAAGGAGACAUGGCGACAGCACACACGCCCGCUCUGCGGCACGGAGGCCAUGCCCAGCCAUGCCUGCUGCCUCUCCCCGGACCUCAUCCGCAACGAGGUGGAGUUCCUAAAGAUGGACUUUAACUGGCGUAUGAAGGAAGUGCUGGUCAGCUCCAUGCUCAGCGCCUACUAUGUGGCCUUUGUGCCCGUCUGGUUCGUGAAGAACACUCAGUAUUAUGACAAGCGCUGGUCCUGUGAGCUCUUCCUCCUGGUCUCCAUCAGCACCUCAGUCAUCCUCAUGCAGCAUCUCCUCCCAGCCCGGUAUUGUGAUCUCCUCCAUAAGGCUGCAGCGCACCUGGGCUGCUGGCAGAAAGUCGACCCGGCCCUUUGCUCCAACGUUUUGCAGCAUCAGUGGACGGAGGAGUGCAUGUGGCCCCAGGGAGUACUGGUGAAGCACAGCAAGAACGUUUACAAAGCCGUGGGCCAUUACAACGUGGCGGUGCCUUCGGACGUCUCCCACUUCCGCUUCCAUUUCUUCUUCAGCAAACCCCUCCGGAUCCUGAACAUCCUGAUCCUUUUGGAAGGGGCAGUCAUCUUCUACCAGCUCUACUCGCUGGUGGCAUCGGAGAAGUGGCACCAGACCAUCUCGCUGGCCCUGAUCCUCUUCAGCAACUACUACGCCUUCUUCAAGCUCCUGCGCGACCGGCUGGUGCUGGGCAAGGCCUACUCCUACUCUGCCACCCGGGAGGCCGACCCCAAGCUCAACUGAAGACCUCACAGUUUUUAUACAAGGGGAGGGCGAAGCGAGUGCCAGGGGAACCGUCUCAGAGCUCUGUUGGGCCGGGGGCUGCCUGAGAAGGGUUCCCCAAAAGACCUGUCACAGGAGGUGCAGGAAGGAGAUGGAACAUCGCAUGCCAACUGGAGGAGCGUGCAGUCAGGCCGGCCCUGAGCUUUGUAUGUCUGGGGUGUGUUUUUUUUUACCACUGCUUUGGUUUUUGUUUUCUUUGAUAACUGGUGUAUGAUAAGGAAAAAAAUCUUAUUUUUGUACUCUU